GCUCAGUCCCCAAGGAUGUUGGCCCAAUAUUCGUUCAGUCCUCAAUUCAUGCUACUAUCCAACAUUACUCAGUUUAGCCCCAUGUUCUAUCUCACCAGCUUUCCUGGAUUGGAAGCCAUCAAACACUGGAUUUUCAUACCCUUUUUCUUUAUGUACAUGGUGGCCAUCUCAGGCAACUGUUUCAUUCUGAUCAUUAUUAAGACCAACCCUCGUCUGCACACACCCAUGUACUACCUACUAUCCUUGCUGGCCCUCACCGACCUGGGGCUGUCUGUGUCCACCUUGCCCACCACUAUGGGGAUCUUCUGGUUUAACUCCCAUAGUAUCUACUUUGGAGCGUGCCAAAUCCAGAUGUUCUGCAUCCAUUCAUUUUCCUUCAUGGAGUCCUCAGUGCUCCUCAUUAUGUCCUUUGACCGCUUUGUGGCUAUCUGCCACCCUCUGAGGUAUUCAGUCAUUGUCACUGGCCAACGAAUGGUCAGGGCAGGCCUAAUUGUCAUCUUCCGGGGACCUGUGGCCACUAUCCCUAUUGUGCUCCUCCUGAAGGCUUUUCCCUAUUGUGGAUCUGUGGUUCUCUUCCACUCAUUUUGCCUGCACCAGGAAGUGAUACAGCUGGCCUGCACAGAUACCACCUUCAAUAAUCUGUAUGGACUGAUGGUGGUAGUUUUCACUGUGAUGCUAGACCUGGUGCUCAUCGCACUGUCCUAUGGGUUCAUCCUGCACACGGUAGCAGCCCUGGCCUCUCCAGAGGAGCAGUGCCGUGCCUUUCAGACAUGCACUGCUCAUCUCUGUGCUGUGCUAGUAUUCUUUGUGCCCAUGGUGGGGCUGUCCCUGGUUCACCGUUUUGGGAAGCAUGCCCCACCUGCUAUUCAUCUUCUUAUGGCUAAUGUCUACCUUUUUGUGCCGCCCAUGCUUAACCCUAUCAUAUACAGUAUUAAGACCAAGGAGAUUCGCCGUGCCAUUAUCAAGCUCCUAGGUCUUAAAAAGGUCAGUUCUGAGUUCUGGGGCUAAAACUGCCCCUAGGUGCCUGUAAGAAGGCCUCAAACCGGACUGAAAAUUGGGAGUAUUGGGUAAG
This is a messenger RNA of Cebus imitator (Panamanian white-faced capuchin), 1072 nucleotides long. Its product is annotated as olfactory receptor 51M1. Bases 16 to 1008 code for a protein of 330 amino acids. Gene Ontology annotation, molecular function: olfactory receptor activity; G protein-coupled receptor activity. Gene Ontology annotation, biological process: G protein-coupled receptor signaling pathway. NCBI's taxonomy places the organism in Eukaryota, Metazoa, Chordata, Mammalia, Primates, Cebidae. The transcript has a single exon. Gene Ontology annotation, cellular component: membrane. The record is from RefSeq and is a predicted model, not a curated record.